GGCAAGUGUCUACUGUGAGACCGAUAGACAAAAUUGCAAGCAGCGUGCCAUGGGUGACGCGCAGCUCCGACAGUGGUUCAACGCGAUCGAUGUAGAUAGGAGUGGACAACUAGACGCGGAGGAAUUGCAAAGAGCCUUGGCACUGGGCGGCUUGCACUUCUCCCUAAAUCUUGCAAACAAAAUGAUCAGAAUACACGACAGGGACAACUCGGGCGCAGUCAGCGUCGAGGAGUUCAAGACCCUGCACCAAUUUUUGCUGGACACACAGAACAGGUUCCAGCAGGCUGACACGAGGCGGCAUGGGCGCAUUGACAAGCAGACUGUGGAGCGUGCGUUGCAGGCACAAGGGUACAAGCUAGAUGGGCCAGCCUUCCACACUCUCUUCAAUGCCUACAACCCGGAGCGCAAUGGCACCAUGGACCUGACAGAGUUCAUCGCCAUGACGCUGUUUUUGCAGAGCGCAAAUGCCACAUUCUCUGCUUUUGACCAGCAGCGGAUGGGCCGCGUGACACUGGACUACAACCAGUUCAUCUAUGCCGCUGCCAAUGUCGUUUAGGCAACAUGUAGACACAUGCGGCCGGGCGUCUGCACUGUCCCCACUGGUUUCAGUGGAAGGGACAAGUCCAUAGAAUUCUGACUCUGUCUUGGAAGUGCCGUGGAACCCCUGAAUUGAGAGGUGGCACAGUAUGGCAUACCAAACAUGGAAACAUGGGAACGCAUUGCUGCUCCGGAAGCGGUCCGACGGAGGAAUAGAAAAUAGAGAAUGAGAUAAGCAGACAUCAAGGCAGACGGAGCGCCAGAGAAGAGAGGAAGGCUGCCUAGAGUUUGAUUGUGAGUUCAUGACGUCAGGGACUGCGACUGCUGUUGACAGAGAAUGCCGCGGCUGCUGCAGCAGCUUGGUGGCAGCGCUGCAGUGAACAAGCUUUAGUAUGUGGAACUGCAAAUCAUAUCUCCAAUUGGGAUGAGUUUGACCUUGAUGGGCUUUCAUUUAUUGCUUCUGCUAGGUGGGGCUGGUCAAGGAUGUCUGAUCAUCAAAGUCUGACUCAAUCGGACGCAAGCUCAGCUCUGAUCAGUCGUGAAUUCAGCGAAGACUGCGAGCUCGAGCCGCACUUAUAAUAAGCAUGACAGAUUGUAUUCAGUUCAGGGUGUGAAGAGGUCUGUGACAAACUUGCAUGAGAGUUCUUAUUCCUCAUAAAUCAACAUAAUAUUUUGUAAUGUAAGUAGACUGAAUUUG
This is a messenger RNA of Coccomyxa subellipsoidea C-169, 1234 nucleotides long. RefSeq names its product EF-hand. NCBI's taxonomy places the organism in Eukaryota, Viridiplantae, Chlorophyta, Trebouxiophyceae, Coccomyxaceae. The transcript is spliced from 4 exons. The record is from RefSeq and is a predicted model, not a curated record. Gene Ontology annotation, molecular function: calcium ion binding. Bases 50 to 556 code for a protein of 168 amino acids.